AUGCCGGAUCUUCCCUCUCCUCUCACUACCACGUCCAAUGGAAGCUGGAAUUCUGAUGUGGCGGCCAUUAUUAGAUCUCCAUGCAGCUCAACUGGCGCCAUAUCUAAUCCGUUUGGUUCUUUCAACAGUGUGCCUGGGAACAUCUACUGCCUCCCGCGCCCACAGGAGCCAGACAUGUAUAAAGCGGUUCAAGGGUUCAAAAUCAUCUCUGCAACAAUCAUCUUGCAUAUUCAGCUCUUCGACCAACUCCUCGAUUUCAAAAUAGAUUCAUUAGGGGCUACUUGGGCUGGAUGCUGGGUCCUCUUUCGCCACGGGUACUGGAUUCACCUUUGCACUCAGCUUUGCACUCAACUGUACCGAACUUUCCGGACUUGGUUAAGACGCAAGAAUGAGACAGUAGAGAAUGACGGGACACCCUUCAGAGUAGAGAGGAAAGGAGAUGAGUUCAUUAUUCGCGGAAAUUGUUCCCCUCAUGACUCUCGCUUUAAAGAGGCAGUGCUAGAAGAAUGUUGGACAGGCAAACUCCUGCUUGCAGAGAGCAAUGGAGAAUGGAUGCGCCUUUUCCGCUGAAAUCAGACAGGAAAUGAGAUUCCCUCAAGAAUUAUGGCCAAUCCAAAAGAGACAGCGGAGGAAGCGAAAGGAGUAGGGGUAC
Hyaloscypha bicolor E is the source of this 652-nucleotide messenger RNA. RefSeq lists its product as uncharacterized. The transcript has 2 exons. NCBI's taxonomy places the organism in Eukaryota, Fungi, Ascomycota, Leotiomycetes, Helotiales, Hyaloscyphaceae. The record is from RefSeq and is a predicted model, not a curated record. The coding region runs from base 1 to 570 and encodes 189 amino acids.